Molecule: messenger RNA, 1164 nt
Organism: Pestalotiopsis fici W106-1
Lineage: Eukaryota; Fungi; Ascomycota; Sordariomycetes; Amphisphaeriales; Sporocadaceae
Exons: 1
Coding region: 1-1164 (387 amino acids)
Source: RefSeq, a predicted model, not a curated record
AUGUCCGGACAAGACCCAGAUCCAGCCGAGACAACACCGCUCAUUGUCCCCGGCACCGCAACGAUCCUCUGCCACGGCGAAACCAAGAGGCGACGGCAUCGCGAUAUCAAUGGCGCCCAAAUCACCAUAUCGAACAUGACCACGCAUGACGCUUUUCUCGGCCUCGAAAACCUGCAGAAUGGGGAUCAAGAAUGGCUGUGUGGAUCCGCCGUCGACGUUCCAAUCGAGUUCCGCUACCGGCAACAACCCCUCGAAGUGCAGGGUAUGAUCAACCUGUUCACCACGAGUGCAGGCGAGGGCCUCUUUCACCGACUUCAAGACAAGGCAGGCGAAGUCUCCCCCUUGGAUUCGACCCGCUUCUUUAUCCUGUUGGACGGCUUCAAGAGUCGCGAGUUCACCUUUUGGCCCAUCAACACGGGAACACACUGGGUAGCCGUGGUACUCCAGAUGGGCAAGACCGACGCCAGGAGUCUGCACUUUGACCGUGUCGACUGCAUCACUGUCGCGGAUCCGGAGCGCGACAUGUAUAGGAACUAUGGCGUGCACAACCGGAUUUGGCGUUUGCUCCAAUCGUGCGACUUUGCCACGAGCGACUCGCAACUUUUCAGAAACUUUUGGAUUACAAAACAACAGGAUGAUUGGAGCUGCGGGUUGCGGUGCUAUGCCAUUUUCUACGAGCUCAUGCAAAAGAUGACGAAGUUGCGUCUCCAAGGACAGGGCUUUGAGAGCUCCUUGAAAGAGCCCGUGUGUGAAUGGUUUCAUGCACAGUCGGUACGAGAGGAGAUGGCCGGCCUCUGCGCUGCCAUGCUCGCUCGCGAGCUGGGAAACGGCGCCCGUAUCGCAGUCGAGUUGCUGGAAGAAGUCGAAAAGCCGGGCGCAGAGCUGGUGCAAGAGGCCCCCGACCAACUAGCUAUCCCCAUGAGAUUCGCGUCGCCCCAACAUAGUGCCAUCGUCGAGAGGCACCAAGGAGAGGAAAGGCUCGGGACGCCUCAGGCACAGAAAGACCAGCCCCCAGGCCAAAUAAGGCGUGCCAUUAGCUCGAUUUUGAGAAAAGGGACCCAAUCCCCAACAGUGCGGAAAAGGUCUAUAGCAUCCGAAGUACCUCUAGGGACAAGUCCCAAAAGGGUGAGCUUUUCUUUCUGGGAAGAGGACGACAUAGUAUAA